Messenger RNA from Schistosoma mattheei, 1386 nucleotides. NCBI's taxonomy places the organism in Eukaryota, Metazoa, Platyhelminthes, Trematoda, Strigeidida, Schistosomatidae. The record is from the annotation of a GenBank genome assembly.
AUUUGAAUCUUUGUAGUCGUCAUGACAAGAUAGGAUAGUCUGAAGGUUCUGUCUCAGUGUAAAUACGAGUUAAUAUAAAUUACUAUUAUAGUACAAUUUGAUUCUCAAUGUAAUUUUUAGCAAAAUAUGACUUUUAAACAUGAUAAUAUGUGCACCUUUAAAACACGAAAUGAAUAACCUCAUGAAUCAAGACAGAAUUCAAUUCAAAUCAUCUUUGAAAAACAUUUAUUCUGAUACAUUACAUGAUACAACAAUUAGAGAAGAUGACAAUGAGGACAAUAGUGAUAGUGAUGAUGAUGAUGGCGAUGAAGAUGAUGGUAGUAGGGCUGAAAAAGCGUCUACUGAUGAUGACACUUUAUCAACAACACAGUGUGAUCCUGAAAGACUCGAACAAUUCAAUUAUAAAGAAACUACCUCAGAUAUUACCUCUUCUCUUGCAUUUCUGAGCCGACGUAUUACACGGAAAUAUGCUAGUGAAUUUAUUUUACCAGAUGAUACACGUAUUGCUGUCAGUCGUCUUGAAGGUAUAUAUCCAAUGGAUAAUAAUGAGCAAGUUAUAUUAAGCUUAUCAGUUGGGCAUAAAUACAUACACAUUGGCCAACAAGCAACAAAUAUGGAUCAGUCUUCACCAAUAACAACGCAAACUAAUCCAGUGAAUUCUUUCAAUAAACAAGUUUCUUUAAGUAGUUCAGAGAAAUUGAAUGGUUCUAAUUAUCACCGUAUUAUCAACAAACCGAGUUUAAAUCAUACUAUAGAGGAAACUAAUAUUGAUGAGAGUCUAAGUGAUAUGGAUUCACCACAUCAUGAUUUGAACAUGUCAGAAACUUCACUAUCAUAUAUUACUCGUGGAUUACAAAUUAUCGAUUAUUUAGAAGAUGAUCUAUGGGCAGCCACAAUUUUACAAUGUGACAAUAGUUCAAAUGCUGGUCUACUGCGACAACUUGAAGCUGGAUGUCGGCUAGAGCCAGAGGCAUAUAAAAUGGAACGUGUACAAACUGUGAAAAAUCGUGAAACUGUCAUUGAUUUCCCUAGUAAACCAACAGUGAGAACAAUAGGUUUAAGUCGAAGUAAUAGUGAUACGGAUUCAAUCAAUACAACACUCACUGGAGUUGAUUUUGAUGGUGAAACAUGACAGAUUGAUCAAGUAAUAAUAAUUACAUACUUAUCCCUGUGUAUUACUUUAGACGACCGAUAAGUGUUCUAACACAACCUUGUACAUUUAUGCCCAACAUUUGUGUUGAAGACUUGAGUUCAUACCGAAUUUUCGAUGUUUCCCCUUCAUCAAAUCUCACAAGAAUAUGCUUUUUAUUUUAGAGUAUUAGGCCUUACCUUUAAGCUGUACACUUCUUAUACAAAUUAUCAAUAGAAUUUCAUUUGCUCAAAGUA